GUGUGUGUAUAUAUGUGUGUGUGUGAAGAGGUUGGGUGUUGCCUGUGUGUGUAUCUCGAAGAGUUCUGUCAAUGCCUCAAUGGCUUCGCGUGACGAAGACGAGUCUGCGAUUCGGCCAGUUCUGUUGUGUUGGUGACUGAACCUAACCGCCCCGUUCAGCCCAUGGUAUCACGAUUUUGCCAAGUGAUUGGAAUGUUUUUGUUUAGAUUGUUUUAGUGUUUUAAUUUAUAACUACCGUGGGGUAGAACGGGGCCCCUUCCCUUAACUGCUGCGUGUAUACUGCCAAAACAUAUAGAAAAAGAAGACCAGAGGGAAGAAAGGAAAUCUUCAGUGCUGAACGGUAUUUCACUUCGUGCCUCUGUGUGACGGCUCCAGUAUUUUCAGUUUGGAUGUGUUAGUUCCAUUUCCAUCCAACACUUCUAGUGUGUUUGCGAUGGACAUUUCACAUGACUGUUCCUAGGAUGAUGAGUUGAUCAAGGCUUUUGCUUCUUUUGACUCUACUGCCAGCUGAUCAGCCUACCAAUUUACGUCAGAUUUCACGAAAGCUGAAGGAAGGAAGAAUAACAAGGAUGUGUCCAGUUAUGACAGCCGCCAAGGAUUAACGUUGACGAUCCCCAGUGUGUGUGUGUGUGUGUGUUGUUUGUUUUUGUGCGCAAAAAUUGUGCGAUAAAAGAAGCUCGGUAAUCGGGAAAAGGGAUAAACACAAGAAAAACGGACUAGCGAAAGACAGUUCCGCUUGGCUAAUGGCUGCGGCGGCGUCGUCGGUGAUGGCGGCCGACCUGUCGCCGGUCGAGCGUCGCCUCAAACAGCUGGAACGGCUGCUGUUGACCAGCGGAGAGGAUGGAGCCGUCAGCACGUCAUCGUCGCCAUCCACGUCGACGAUUGCCAUCAGCGUCGAGACGCUACUCGACGCCUUGCUCGUCCUUUACGACGAAUGUUUCCACUCGGCCCUGCGCAGGGAAAAGACCGUUUCGGACUUUCUCGAUUUAAUGAAACCGAGCGUGAGUCAGAUCAAGAGUCUUCGUUUGACACGCGAAGACUUUGAGCUGAUCAAGGUGAUUGGACGCGGCGCCUUUGGUGAAGUUUGCGUCGUCAAACUCCGUCACACCGAACGUGUCUACGCCAUGAAGAUCCUCAACAAGUGGGUGAUGUUGAAACGAGCCGAAGCGGCCUGCUUCCACGAAGAGCGAGACGUCCUAGUCCGCGGCGAUCGACGAUGGAUCACCGACCUCCAUUACGCCUUCCAGGACGAGAACAAUCUGUACCUGGUGAUGGAUUACUAUUGCGGCGGAGACCUUCUGACGCUUCUCUCCAAAUUCGAAGACCGUCUGCCGGAGGACAUGGCGAAAUUCUACCUGGCCGAAAUGGUGCUGGCCAUCGACUCGAUCCACCGGCUGCGCUACGUCCACCGCGACAUCAAACCGGACAACGUACUCCUCGACGCCAACGGACACAUCCGGCUGGCCGAUUUCGGUUCGUGCCUGAGACUGCGCGAGGACGGCACCGUUCAGAGCAACGUGGCCAUCGGCACGCCAGAUUACAUUUCGCCUGAAAUCUUAAGGGCGAUGGAGGACGGCCAAGGACGCUACGGGCCGGAAUGUGACUGGUGGUCGCUGGGCGUGUGCAUGUACGAGAUGCUCUACGGAGAGACGCCCUUCUACGCCGAAUCCCUGGUGGAAACCUACGGACGAAUUAUGAAUCACAAGAGCUGCUUUGAUUUUCCAACGGAUUCCGGUCUGGAAGUGUCGGAAGAUGGCAAGGAUUUGAUGAGGAGGCUUAUCUGCAGUGCCGAAUAUCGUCUAGGACAGAACGGCCUCAGUGAUUUCCAGAAUCAUCCGUGGUUUGCCGGUAUCGAUUGGGACAAUAUCCGUGACAGUACAGCCCCUUACAUACCAGAAGUCAGCAGCCCGACGGACACGUCCAAUUUUGAUGUCGAUGACACGGACCUCAGGAGCGCUGACGUCCUUCCGCCCACAGCCAAUUCCGUUUUUAGCGCCCUCCACCUUCCUUUUCUCGGUUUUACCUACACCCAGGGCAGUUUGCUGACGGACAUGAACCGGUUGCUAAUCCACUCGAACGGAACCGGUGACGGAUACGCGUCGGCCACUGCGGCCGCCCUGACUCACGUGGCUGCCACCGCUGCCCUUCCAGCGCUAAAUGGCUCCUCGGGCGGCGAGAGCUCUGCAUGCAAUCCGUCCGGCAACAACAACGAUGUCCGCCGAUUGCAAGACGAAGUCAAUCAGCUGACGAAGCGGAACGGAGAGCUGAUGCAGCAGUUGGCAAGGGCGGAACAGCACGGCAAGGAGAUGUCGGCUCUGAUGAAGAAAGACUUUGAGCUGAGCGAAGGCGAGAAGAGCCAGAAAAUUAAAGACAUGGAAAAGAGUCAGCGCCAGUGGAAGCAGGAAAAGGACGAGCUCGUGCGGGAGAUGGCCGACACGCAAGAAAAACUGCGGCUGCAAUCCAAAGAGUUGAAAGACGCCAUCGGACAGCGUAAACUGGCCAUGACGGAAUACACCGAAGUCUCGGACAAGUUGUCUGAAUUGCGCCAACAGAAAGCCAAACUGUCGCGUCAGGUGCGCGAUAAAGAAGAAGAGCUGGAAGGCACUCUCCAAAAGAUGGACGCACUCAGGAAUGAUUUGCGACGGGCCGAGAAAUUGCGCCGCGAUCUCGAAGCCCGAGCCGAAGAGCUGCAGGCCGACGUGGUCCGCGAGAAGAGGCUGCGCGAACGGGCCGAAGAGCACGCGCGAUCCCUUCACGAGGACAUGGAACGAUUGCAGCAGAAAGCUCAAGCCGGCGAGGCGGCCAUGAACUCGAUGGAACUCAAUCAGGAACUCGCCCGGCUGCGAUCCGAGCUGGAAAAACAAGAAGUUCAGCACAAGGAGGUGAUCGGCCAACUGAACAAUCGGCACACCAUCGAACUGAGUGCGCUCAACGAUCAGCUGCUGGAAGCCGAUAACAUGCGGGCCACCUACGAGAAGGAAUCGGCUCUACUGAAGGAGAAAGUGGAGCAAUCGAGGCAGGAGAGCGCCGUCGAGAACGAAGAAGUCAUCGUCGAAGUGCGACGUGCUCACGAAAGGGAGAAACAAUUGCUCCUGGAAGACACGAAGCGUGUUGUGGCCGAGCUGGAACGCUUUUCCGAUUCGUGCAUGCGCCUGCAGAGCGAGAAGCGAGCCAUGGAAGACGAGCUGUCGGAGCUGCGCAACAAGCAGGCGGCCGUCGCCCAGUGGGAAGCUCAAAUUACCGAGAUCAUUCAAUGGGUCAGCGACGAGAAGGAUGCCCGUGGAUAUUUGCAAGCCUUGACCAGCAAGAUGACGGAGGAGAUGGAGAAUUUAAAGACGCAAGGCGUCGGAGGAACGCCCAGCAACGAAAAGAACUGGAAGAACAGGCGUUCUCAGAAAUUGGACAAGAUGGAGAUUUUGAAUUUGCAGAGCAGUUUGCAAUCGGAAAUCCAGGCCAAGGAGUCGAUCCGAGAAGAACUGACGCAAACGCGGGCCGAUUACAUAGCAGUCCAAAAGGAACUGCGCGAAGUGAAGGCACAGCGGGAAGAGCUGGCUCGUGAUCUAGUGCGCAAGGAUUCGCAAUUGAAGGAGAUGCAACAAAGACUCGAAUCCGGAGACGGAUUUUUGGACAGGCCUAUCUCGCAGAUGUCAUUCCUGGAGCAGUUCCUCAAAGAGUCGUCUCUGAGACGGGCAGCGUCGGCCGACAGCGAAGAGGGCGACAUCGAGGACAAUCGGGCGCCAUCGGUGCUCAGCAGUAGCAAUAAAUCGGCUUCCGAUCUCAGUAGUCCCGUGCAGAGUGGGCCGUCUCACCACAUCAGUCCUCUACAUCCAGGACAGCAAAGCCAGACGGACGGUGGCAACGGUGGCUCACCUUUUGGCCAUCGCAGCAUGGACCGCAGCAUGGACCGCACCAGUGGCCACGUCAUGCAGGCUCCUGGAAUGGUUGACAUGUCGCAGAGCCAGCACAUGAUGCAAAUGCAAAUGCAGUUGCAGCAGAGCCUCAACCUAUCUCAUCCGUCACCGUCCAACAGCGCCGGAUCGCUGCCUCUGCAUUCAUCGCCGUUGACCAGCACGCUGUCGCUGCGUUCCAAAUCGCAUCAAUUCCUCGUCCGCUCCUUCCCGUCGCCGCUCAAGUGCAAUCACUGUACGUCCCUGAUGGUCGGCUUGAGCCGCCAGGGCGUCGUCUGCGAAGUCUGCGGUUUCGCCUGUCACGUGGCCUGCAAAGACAAAGUCCCCCCUCUCUGCCCGCUUCCCACAGAUCAGACUAAACGACCGUUGGGUAUCGAUCCAACCCGAGGUAUCGGGACGGCCUACGAGGGCUACGUCAAAGUGCCGAAGCCGGGCGGCGUCAAGAAAGGCUGGCUGCGACAGUUUGUCGUCGUUUGCGACUUUAAACUCUUCCUCUACGACAUCUCGGCCGAACGCAACGCCCAACCUUCGGUGGCCGUCUCUCAGGUGCUGGACAUGCGAGACGAGCAAUUCGAGGUCAGCUCGGUCCGCGAUUCGGACGUCAUUCACGCCAACAAGAAGGAUAUUCCCUGCAUUUUCCGAGUGAGCACUUCCAUGAUGGACCCCCCAGGGCUCCGCAACCAUUUGCUCAUGUUGGCCGACACUGAAAGCGAAAAGACGAAAUGGGUCGUGGCUCUCAACGAAUUGCAUCGCAUCCUCAAGCGGAACAAAUUACCAAAUCGAGCCGUGUUCAAGCCCAAAGAGGUCAUGGACAAUUCCAUCACGCUGACCAAGACAGCUGGCAGUGGCGCCGUCAUUGAUACCGACCGUCUGGCCAUCGGCACCGAGGAGGGGCUCCUCUGCAUCGAUCUCGAUCGCGAAGAAAUCGCUCGAGUUGGCGAGAGUAAACGCAUCUACCAGAUCGAUUAUCUGCCCGAGGAACAGUUGUUAGUGGUCAUAUGUGGUAAACAGCACCACGUCCGGCUGGUUCCUGUUCGCGCACUCGACGGUGACGAUGUCGAGUGGGUCAAAGUAGCGGACACAAAGGCCUGUAUCAGUUUCACCACUGGUAUUCUUCGUCAAGGACAUGGCACCCAAGCCGCCGUCUAUUGUCUCUGCGUCGCCGUCAAACGCCAGGUGCUCCUGUUUGAGAUCACUCGGACCAAGGCCCGUCACAAGCGACUGAGGGAUAUUCUAUUACCGACUCCAGCCCAGUGCCUCAACGUGAUAUCGGACGGAAGGCUCGUUGUGGGAUAUCCAUCGGGCUUCGCCGUCUACAGUCUGAUGGGCGAUCAGCAUCCGCUCUCGCUCGUCCAAGCCGAGCAUCCCAGCAUUUCCUUCAUCGCCCACCAUCCGCUGGACGCCUUGCGAGCUGUCGAAAUCAACAGCCAAGAGUUUCUGCUCGUCUUUUCCACGCUGGCCAUCUACGUCGACUAUCAAGGACGCAAAUCGCGCGAGAAGGAGAUCAUGUAUCCAGCGCCUCCAUCGGCCAUUGUGUGCUACGAUGGCCAUUUGCUAAUCUACUCUGAGACGCACGUCGACGUCAUCGACUGUCUCACCGGCGACUGGGUCCAGACGCUUAAUCUGAAACGUUGCCUGCCCCUCAAUCAUAAUGGUCUCCUAUCGGCGUCCUUUGCCUCCGAACAGCCUUACGUUGUCUAUUUGCGAAACAUCAACAAAGUUUGCGACGCCGUGAACGUGCCGGAAAGCGAAGUGACUUUGGGCGGGCAAAAUCGAGCAGGAAGCAAUCAGCCACGAACACGGAGGCGAUUCUCCGUUCGCGAAAACAAUCGAACAUCGAAACCGGCGAAUAACGAUCGCCGUUCGAAAAUGAUCUCGGCGCCGUCCAAUUUUAAUCACAUCAGUCACAUGGGUCCUGGCGACGGGAUUCAAAUGCAACGACUCUUGGAUCUACCGCAGCUGGACAAGGCAGAGCAAUUUAUUCCACACCAGGCUGCCCAGCACCUGCCCGGUGCCAUUCCCCUGACGGGCAUGUCGACCAGUUCGAGUAGCACCAGUAUUACGGGAUCGCCGUCGCACAUGAUGACGUUGCAGCAGCAACAACAGCAGCAGCAGCAGCAACAACAGCAAGGCAUUCAGAGGGUGCGAAGCAUGUUCCAGCAGUCGGGUAGUAAAUUAACCGCACCUCGCGUCCCGCCUCAACCGGCCGACCCGUCACCGCCUCGUAGAUCCAUAUCACAGUCAGGAAACUCGUCUUCCGUUCAUAAUGGUGUACCGUUACCUGGUCUGCCUCCUAGGCGGCCAGCUCCUCAGGCGCCGCCUCAUUCGCGUCCAUCUUUACACAUUUCUGGUCCGAUUCUAACUUCGUCCACGUCAGCCAGGACCCCAGAAGGCAGUCAGAUGACGCCGAUAACGCCGAGCAGUAGCCUUUCGGGCCAGCACGUGCCCUUUAGCUUCUCCACUCCGCACGAUAUGGCCACUAAUGGCAGUCCACGACAUUCUAUCGCCUCCAACAGCAGCGGGCUGAGUAAUCCUCCGAGCCCUGGUGUAACGAGUCAUUUACGUGACAGCCGGGACAGUUACGAAUCGUGAACGUUUUGUCUACACUUCUUCAUGGACGCAUUCAUUUUUCUUCGUUUCCACAUCGAAAAUACUAAAAACGAAAAGUGGCGUACUUAUUUAUUUGUCAUCAGGACUCUUUAGAAAUCAAACACACACAAAACAAUAAUAAUGAAACAAACAAGAAAGGAGAGGAAAAACAAAAGCAAAAAAAAAAAAAAAAAAAAAAAAAAAAACAACAAACAAGUUAAGCAAAAAAAAAAAACGUGACGAUAUUGUGAUUGUGUAGCGUAUUGGACGCGAUAUGGAAAGGACGUACUUGUCACUAUUUAAAUUCCUUUUGUUGGUUUGGGUCAUUGUUAUUUGAACGAACCUUGUAGACCUCCUCCUCUCUUCGGCGGCGUGAUUCGUCGAAACUGAUGCAUCAACCGCAACGUCACCGACUUUCAAACACCUCCCUAUUAUUUUUUAUUUUUUAUUUUUUUUUUCUCAAUUCGUUGUCUGUCUUGUGGUGCUUUUAUAGACUAUUCCUUCCCAUUAUUCUCAAGCGAAUCAAUCAAUUAUUUGGCCCCACGUACUUAAUGCAAUUUUUGACCCUCAUUAUUCUUUCCUUUAAAAAAAAAAUGGCAUUUAAAAUUGCAUUCAUUUUUUUUUUUAUGAAAUUGCCGGCCAUUCGUUUGUAGGAUGGAUAAAAAAAAAACGCUUGUACACUUUUGAUGAGAGCUGGCGAUUGCAUAACAUGGGUUUAUCUACAGCGCCAUUUUCUUUAUUUGAAUUUUUUGUGUUGUAAUUCAUUUUUUUUUUCUUCCCUCCCUUAUCUACGUCCAGGGUCUGUUGUACAGCCUUGUAAUAUCGCCCUUUCUUACUAUUAUUUCUUGUUUUGUUACCUUUCUUAUUAUUUUGUGUACGUAGAGCGGCUGGUGACUACCCCUCGUCUACUUAUUAACUGGUCACCGGCCAUUGGCGAGCGUAAGAGUGUCCCCUUUGUUACGAACACCUCCAUCUUUUACCCCCCAGGUUCUCAAACUAAUUUAUCAUUUCUUAAUCUUGUCGACACUGUUGGAUAGUGACUGUUUCCUUUGUUCACGCUAACCGUUCCGUCGUGGACUUCGUUUACUGAAACCUUUUCUUUUUUUUUUUUUUUUUUUUUCAUCCUGAUAAUUUGCUUGACACUUUAGAAGAAAAGAAAAAACGCUGCCGCUCUAAUAAUCCCCAGACCUACAUACUGUGAAUGUUUACGUGCUCCCCAAUUUAGGUCUUCUUUCAUAGGAAAUAUACAAUUUAUCAAAG
Molecule: messenger RNA, 7757 nt
Organism: Daphnia carinata
Lineage: Eukaryota; Metazoa; Arthropoda; Branchiopoda; Diplostraca; Daphniidae
Gene: gek
Product: serine/threonine-protein kinase Genghis Khan-like
Exons: 24
Coding region: 744-6500 (1918 amino acids)
Biological process (GO): peptidyl-threonine phosphorylation; actomyosin structure organization
Cellular component (GO): cytoskeleton; cytoplasm
Molecular function (GO): ATP binding; protein serine/threonine kinase activity
Source: RefSeq, a predicted model, not a curated record